AUGAGUGCAUUACCCAAGCAGACGAGCAAAAAUCAAAUUAAAGUAGAUCUUGUAGAUGAGAAUUUUACAGAAUUAAGAGGAGAAAUAGCAGGACCUCCGGACACACCAUAUGAAGGUGGAAGAUAUCAACUAGAAAUAAAAAUUCCAGAAACAUAUCCAUUUAAUCCUCCUAAGGUGCGGUUUAUCACCAAAAUAUGGCAUCCUAAUAUUAGCUCAGUCACUGGGGCCAUUUGUUUGGAUAUUCUGAAAGAUCAGUGGGCAGCAGCAAUGACUCUAAGAACAGUGUUGUUAUCGCUGCAAGCGUUGUUGGCAGCUGCAGAACCAGAUGAUCCACAAGAUGCAGUAGUGGCAAACCAGUACAAACAAAAUCCAGAAAUGUUUAAACAGACAGCUCGACUUUGGGCACAUGUGUAUGCUGGAGCACCAGUUUCUAGUCCAGAAUACACCAAAAAAAUAGAAAACCUUUGUGCUAUGGGCUUUGAUAGGAAUGCAGUAAUAGUGGCCUUGUCUUCAAAAUCAUGGGAUGUAGAGACUGCAACAGAAUUACUCCUGAGUAACUGAGCCAUGGAGAGAGAGCUGCUUCAAUAGUCCAGCUUGCCCCUUCUGGAGGAUCAUCACCAUCUGUUAUUUUUAGGAUUCUAUAUAGAUUCUCUUUUAAAACUGGCACCCUUGCCUGAUGAUGCUAUCUAGGCACUAUUGGAGACUGAAAAAAAAAAAACAACGCUCUGUAAAUAAAGCUAAUUAAAAGUCUGUGUAAAUUUAAAAA
This is a messenger RNA of Mesitornis unicolor (brown roatelo), 766 nucleotides long. RefSeq names its product ubiquitin-conjugating enzyme E2K (gene UBE2K). The transcript has 7 exons. The record is from RefSeq and is a predicted model, not a curated record. Gene Ontology annotation, molecular function: ubiquitin conjugating enzyme activity; protein binding. Gene Ontology annotation, cellular component: nucleus. Gene Ontology annotation, biological process: protein polyubiquitination; proteasome-mediated ubiquitin-dependent protein catabolic process. Bases 1 to 561 code for a protein of 186 amino acids. NCBI's taxonomy places the organism in Eukaryota, Metazoa, Chordata, Aves, Mesitornithiformes, Mesitornithidae.